GGAAUCAGGGAAUCAGGAACCAAAAUGUCUGCCAAAACAAAAACCAGGUGGGGGUCAGAUGUCAAGCACUAUCAAAUUUCACACAGUGUUCUUAGGGAGAGUAGGCUUGUGAUGUGGCAGUUGCCUGAAAAAGAUUAAAGAUUAUCUUCAUUAUUUACAAUAUAAAUAAAAUUUAAAGAGAGAUUAUCUGCCAUUAUUUAAAAGGAGCUACUGAAACAUGGCGAGGAUCUUGCAGUUGUUGGUGCUGGUGUCUGCAAUGAUUCCUAGUUUUUGUGUUGAAAAAGAAAAUCAAGAGUUACUGUUGGUUACUAUAGCAACAGAAGAAAAGGAUGGUCUGAGGAGGUAUUUGAGAAGUACAAAGAAAUACGACUUAGACACAAAGGUUUUUGGUCUGGGCACGGAAUGGCGGGGUGGAGAUAUGACAGCCCAGGGUGGAGGACACAAGAUUAACAUUCUGAAAGAAGAACUGGCCCAGUAUAAAGACAGAGAGGACCUUAUCCUUAUGUUCACUGACAGUUACGAUGUUGUGAUCACAGCAGGGGCUUCAGAGGUCCUAGAAAAGUUCAGCAAGUUGGAUGCACGUGUUCUCUUCUCCGCUGAGGGUUUCUGUUGGCCGGAUUCUUCCCUUGCUAACACAUAUCCUGGUGUAAAACUUCAUGAAAAAAGAUUUCUUUGUUCUGGAGGAUUUAUUGGCUAUGCACGAGAUGUGUAUGAGAUUAUUUCCCAUAAUGCAGUGGCAGAUUCUGAUGAUGACCAGCUGUAUUACACAAAAAUAUUUCUGGAUGAAUCACUUAGGGAAAAAUGGAAUAUUAAACUUGACAAGAGGUCUGAAAUAUUCAUGAAUCUACAUGGAGCUCUUAGUGACAUCAUGCUUAAGUUCAAAGGUCAGCACAGUUUUCUCUACAAUGUAAAAACAGGGACAGUACCUAUUGUUAUACAUGGAAAUGGCCCAAUAAAGCCUGAGUUUAACAGAUUGGCCAAUUAUUUGGCAGAUAGUUGGACAACAAGUUCUGGAUGUUCGGCUUGUGAGGAAGAUACUAUAAGUCUUGAGGGGCUGCAGGAUGUAGAUUAUCCAACAAUAUUGAUGGGCAUAUUUGUGGAACACCCGACUCCAUUCUUGAGAGAAGCAUUGCAGAAAGUGGCUGGCCUCGAUUAUCCUAAACAGAAAAUUGAUCUCUUAGUCCAUAACAAAGUAAAGAACCACCAGAAAGAUGUUGAACCUUUCGUGUCACAGUACGGCAAGUUAUACAAAUCUGUUAACACAAUAAAUGCUGCAGAUAGUGUGAGCGAGAAAGCUGCAAGGAACUGGGCCGUGGAGGAAUGUAUCAAGAAGGACUGUCAGUAUUUUUUCAAUGUUGAUGGAGAGGUACAUCUUGAUAAUGAUCAGACUUUAAAACUGCUCAUUCAGCAAAACAGGUCAGUUUUAGCACCAGUGAUGACCAGACGAGGCAAGGCAUGGUCAAACUUCUGGGGAGCACUUAGUGCUACAGGUUUCUAUGCUCGUUCAGAAGACUACAUGGAUAUUGUACACGGAGAUAAAAUAGGACUGUGGAAUGUUCCAUACAUGACAGGGGCGUAUCUUGUACAGGGUCAUGUUUUACCUUCGAUGAGGAAUGGUUAUGACUCCAGUAGCCUUGAUGCAGAUAUGGCCUUGUGUAAAACACUGAGAGAAAAGGGACAUUUUAUGUUUGUCACAAACAGAAAGGAGUUUGGAUAUCUAAUCAACUGUGAUGAAGCACAGACAGGACGCCUAAAUAUUGAAUUGUGGGAAAUUUUCAAUAAUCCAUAUGACUGGGAGAAACGAUACAUUCAUCCAAACUAUUCUCACAGUUUAGAGGAGACGUCCGUUAUAGAACAGCCGUGUCCCGAUGUGUUCUGGUUCCCGAUGAUGACGGAGGAGUUCUGUGAUGAGAUGGUUGCAGAGAUGGAAUACUUUGAUGGAUGGUCAGGUGGCAAAAGCGAGGAUGCAAGGUUAGCGGGUGGUUACGAGAAUGUACCUACUGAUGAUGUGCACAUGACUCAGGUUGGACUGCAGAACCAGUGGCUCGAGUUUCUACGAGCUUAUGUUGCUCCCUUAGCAACGAAAGUUUAUCCCGGAUAUUAUAGCAAUGAUCCACGUUUAGAAUCAGGUUAUGAAAGUGUUCCCACAGAUGACAUUCAUAUGACUCAAGUGGGCUUGCAGGAACAUUGGCUUGAGGUUUUGAAAAACUAUAUAGUACCACUAACGCUUAAAGUAUACCCUCAAUUUUAUGAUGUUGAUGAUCCUCCAAGAGCCAUUUUGAACUUUGUUGUGAAGUAUAACCCAGAACGGCAGAGAGAACUGAGGCCCCAUCAUGACUCCUCCACAUUUACGAUAAAUAUUGCACUCAAUCGUCCGAAAAUAGAUUACGAGGGUGGUGGAUGUCGAUUCUUGCGAUAUAACUGCAGUGUAACUGAUUCACGUAAAGGUUGGAUGAUAAUGCAUCCUGGGAGAUUGACCCAUUUUCACGAAGGUCUUCCAACCACCAAAGGAACCCGCUACAUAUUCGUCUCAUUUGUAGAUCCAUAAAUGCUCAGUGAUUAGGGUGUAUGCUAGAUAUGUGUUCAUUACAUUGUUUACUAAUUAGAGCGUAUGUGACAUAUUCAGCAUGUAGGAAAAUAAUGUUAUUCAGUUUAAUGCUGCAGUUUAAGGCCAGUAAUUAAAGAUGUUCAUUUGUAUUUAGUAUGUUGUGUUUAUAAAGCUUUUAGAUGAAUUGAAUGAAAAAAUAAAGUGGAGGUCCCUGCUUAAACCGGUGUAAAAGUUUCAUUAUUAUGUAUGACUCGGAUUCUGUCUAUCAGUUGUUCAUAGGAGUUAUCACCAUCUGGUAGUAUUGCAACCUCAUGAAAGAACACGUCAAUAGGGUGACUGUAUGUACGUAUGUUUUAAAAAGAAAUUUGCUAUGUAGGGGUAAAUUUAAAUAAACUGGUACCAAAAUGCUGCUGAAUGUCGUAUCAGUCACCUGUAAGACAUGUAAGUGACCACUUGCCUUAGGCAGCUUGUCUGCUCACUUCACAGAUUGAUAUUUUGUUCUGAUUUCAUCUUGUCUUAAAUGGCCAACUGCUGUAGAAAGCCAUAUUGCUGGCUGCUUGAUCAGGUCUGAGUGUGUAAAAGAUAUUGUCUAAGAGCUGUGUUUAAUUCAGUGCUUCUGUAGUGUGUUGAAUAGUAUGUGAGCAUAAUUAUGCUUUUUCUAGUCAAAUAUUUUGUGUAUAUUUGUUUAAUGGAUCAACGCCAAAGAAUAAUUUGUGUUAAUUUGCAAAGCUGAACAUUUAUUAGCAUUUCUGUGGUAUUUUAUGACUUGUUUCUGUAUUUACUAUUUUGUGAAACUUUCUUUAUAAAUCAGAAGGGGAAAACGCUUACUGAAGUUAGGAAAAGUUUCUAGGUGACCCAUUUUAUUUUGGAAAUUACCGAGAUUUAGCGGAAGUUUUAUGUUAGAUGGAUAUUGUGAGUUUUUAUAUCGUAAUACUGUAUAGGGCUUUGAAUUCGCAGUUGUUUUUUUUUUCGCUGUUUUCCAAAAUGGGCUGGUUCACAGUUAAUAUAUAAAUUAGUGCAAUUACAUAAAACGCAAAAUGAUGUUUUUGCAACAGUGUUUUUUCUAUAGGGUAUAUAGUGCGUUUUAUUCGACCUGGCUGGGCGCAGUUAAUCUGUGGCUUAUGCAAAUAAUUGUAAUCUUAAAAAACAAGCAAAAUAGGUAGAUCUACAGUGUAAGGUAGAUGGCCAGUGAAUAGGUAGAUCUACAGUGUAAGGUAGAUGGCCAGUGAAUAGGUAGAUCUACAGUGUAAGGUAGAUGGCCAGUGAAUUAGAAAUCAGGCUACAAAAUAUACUACAUAUCUUGCACAAUAAUGCAAUGGACAGUCGCGAAACCCCGCCCCACCAGGUCGAUUGAAAUGCACUGUACUUUAUUGCGUUUCUGAUUGUCCACUUUUCAGCACAUGUUUUGAAAAUUGGGUAUAGAUAACUAAAUAUGGGUAAUCCAGAAUAAUUUGAUUCGCUUACAACACUGGGGAUUGCUGAUAUGUAUCAUAAUUCUAACAAGUCGUGCACACUAUAAUCGCCUCGCUUUUUAUAAUAUUACCUUGUUUGAAAACAGUUCACCAGCUGUCGCAACAAAAUUGAGCUCCUAAAAAGAUCUUUUGUAUGGGCAGGUUUAAUCCCACCAGACAAAAACUGUUGGUGUAGGCACUUUUUAUGGGCAUACAGCUGUUGUGUGUGUCAAUAAAAACAAUUAUCAGCUAUUUAGAGAAAAUGCAGAGAUCAAAUAAGACAGACUUUAUAUAUUUAUGUAUGAAUUAUGUUUAUUUACAUGUAAUUUAAAUAAAGUUGAAAUUAUGAUUUGAUACAAUUAUUUGAUGACUGUUAGAAUAAAUUUAUAUAGUGAAUAGAAUAGUCAUGACUUAACUUGGAGUUAUGUCCCAUGGUAUGAAAGACAAAAAAACAUGUAACAUACUGAAUAUGUCCAUUUUAAAAUCACAGAUUUGGAAUUUGCUGAUAUUCAAAAUCCAUGAAAAUUGCAAAAAUAAAAACUCUGCAAAUAAAAGCUCCUAUACAGUCUUAGUAUUACAUUUCACUUGUUUACAUUUUUGGAGUAAAUAAACCAGGAUGUGUUAGUGUUGUAAAUACAAAUACAAGGUCUACAAUUUUUGUAUAGAAUUUUACCAAAUUGUCGAAAGAUACGUCUUUACAUGAGAAUUAUGUCAAGGAUGUAUUUAUCAUGACAAAUGAUUUUACUUUCUAUUGUACUUCUGUUGCUUUAUGUCUAUAGCCUUUUAUAAGUGACACUUUUCUAAUAAGUACAUUGUUGAAUUUGUAAUAUUUUGCUGCCACAUAUAUGUAUGUUGUAUUUUAUUUGCAAUUUCAGGUACAUUUCUCUUACUCAGUUUUUAUCUUAUACAGAUAUAUGAUUUUUUUUAACUGCAUUUAAUAUGGAUUGCAUACUUUUAAGUCCACAAGAUUGACAGAUUUGUUCACAAAGUGGUUUUAUUGACAGAUUGUGUGUAAAAAAAAUAUGUUUUUUAAUAGUUUUCAAUGCUUUAGAUAGUUUUGUGUCAGCUGAGAUCUGAUUGGUUUUUCAAAAGUACCAUGCAGUUACAUUAGAAAUGAGCUAAAUUUUGUAUAUUUGCUUUCAUCUGGAUGAUUUGGUAUAAUAUUUAGAUGUAUAACUGUUGGAAUAAUGCAUUGUUAUGCUGUAUCUUCCCUAAUUAAUACCCUCUUCCAACCCCACCCCCCAGCCGCCCAUCUUAAAAAAUGAAGUUAUGCCCCACCAGGUCGAUUGAAAUGCACUGUACUUUAUUGCGUUUCUGAUUGUCCACUUUUCAGCACAUGUUUUGAAAAUUGGGUAUAGAUAACUAAAUAUGGGUAAUCCGGAAUAAUUUGAUUCGCUCACAACACUGGGGAUUGCUGAUAUGUACCAUAAUUCUAACAAGUCGUGCACAUUAUAAUCGCCUCGCGUUUUAUAAUAUUACCUUGUUUGAAAACAGUUCACCAGCUGUCGCAACAAAAUUGAGCUCCUAAAAAGAUCUUUUGUAUGGGCAGGUUUAAUCCCACCAGACAAAAACUGUUGGUGUAGGUACUUUUUAUGGGCACACAGCUGUUGUGUGUGUCAAUAAAAACAAUUAUCGGCUAUUUAGAGAAAAUGCAGAGAUCAAAUAAGACGGACUUUAUAUAUUUAUGUAUGAAUUAUGUUUAUUUACAUGUAAUUUAAAUAAAGUUGAAAUUAUGAUUCGAUACAAUUAUUUGAUGACUGUUAGAAUAAAUUUAUAUAGUGAAUAGAAUAGUCAUGACUUAACUUGGAGUUAUGUCCCAUGGCAUGAAAGACAAAAAAACAUGUAACAUACUGAAUAUGUCCAAUUUAAAAUCACAGAUUUGGAAUUUGCUGAUAUUCAAAAUCCAUGAAAAUUGCAAAAAUAAAUACUCUGCAAAUAAAAGCCCCUAUACAGUCUUAGUAUUACAUUUCACUUGUUUACAUUUUUGGAGUAAAUAAACCAGGAUGUGUUUGUGUUGUAAGAUCUACAAUUUUUUGUGAUCUACAAUUUUUUUUAUAGAAUUUUACCAAAUUGUGGAAAGAUGUCUUUAUAUAAAAAUUAUGUUAAGGAUGUAUUUAUCAUGACAAAUGAUUUUACUUUCUAUUGUGCUUCUGUUGCUUUAUGUCUAUAACCUUUUAUAAGUGAAACUUUUCUAAUAAGUACAAUGUUAAAUUUGUAAUGUUUUGCUGCCAUAUAUAUGUAUGUUGUAUUUUAUUUGCAAUUUCAGGUACAUUUCUCUUACUCAGUUUUUAUGUUAUACAGAUAUAUGAUUUUUUUUUUAAUUGCAUUUAAUAUGCAGGUUUUUAAGUCCACAAGAUUGACAGAUUUGUUCGCAAAGUGGUUUUAUUGACAGAUUGUGUGUAAAAAAAAAAUGUUUUUUAAUAGUUUUCAAUGCUUUAGACAGUUUAGUAUCAGCUGAGAUCUGAUUGGUUUUUCAAAAGUACCAUGCAGUUACAUUAGAAAUGAGCUAAAUUUUGUAUAUUUGCUUUCAUCUGGAUGAUUUCGUAUAAUAUUUAGAUGCAUUACUGUUGGAAUAAUGCAUUGUUAUGCUGUAUCUUUCCUAAUUAAUGCCCUCUUCCACCCCCCACCCCCACCCCCAGCCACACCAUCUUAAAAAAAAUGAAGUUAUGUUUUAAGGGAAUUACCAGCAUUAUGGUAGUACUAUAAUUGUUCAGUUCAUUUAUUAUAUGUUGGAAUUUUUUGGUUGAUAUUUCCUAAAAGAAUAUAAAAAUGUCUUAUUUAUGGUCUUGAUAAAUAUACUUUUUAUUGAAAAACGUAUUACCCCUGAGGGCGUUAAUUAGGGAAUUGCCUGUUUGUUACUUUUGAGUUCUUGCAUUUUGAUAACGGUGAUAUUUUCAAUGUGUAUUUGAAUAUUUUUGUGUUUCAUUUGAAAGUUACAGUGCAAUGGUUGUAUAUAUGUGCUGUCUUGUGCCAUAUAUUUGAUUUUUAAAAAAAGUAUGCAAACUCCUAUGUUGUUGAAUCCAGUUUCUGCCAUAGAUCUGAAAAUAAUGUUAAUGUUGUUGAACUAUGUUAAUGGCAUUGAACUCAGUUCAUGUCAUUGGGCUGAGUUUAUGUCAGUGGAAUGAGUUUAUGCCAAUGGAAUGAGUUCACAUCAUUGAAAUUAGUUUAUGUCAGUGGAAUGAGUUUAUAUCAUUGAACUUAGUUUAUGUCACUAAAGGUAAAAUUGCUAGAACACAUUUACUUUUGAUAUGACACAUCACAUCUGAUAUUUGUUCUGUUAUAAACUAUCUGAGUAUACUUGAUGUAGCAGUGUUAGAAAAAAAACUUUUUUCCGUCCAUUAUGUUGUAUCAGUGUUGUGUGUAUUGUCACUGAACAUUGCGUUACUUGUACAUUGAUACAGUGCAUAUGUACACACAUAGGUUUAUAUGGGUGACUCGUUGGUCUAGUGGUUACAUGCUUGACUUUCAAUCCAGAUGUCUGAACUUUGAAUCCCAGUCCAGGCACUGUUAAUUUCUGAGAUGCUCUUGAGUGUCUCCCACCUAAGUAAGAGGACAGUACUGUUUCUUCUCAGGAAAGACGGCUUCGUAUGUAUGCUAUACACCAGGCACAUUAAAGAACCAGACUGUCUAUUCGUAAAGAGCUAGGCUAAGUUAGCCAGACAGGUCUGUAUCUUAAAAGGAUUUCUCUCUCUGUCAUGGGGGCUUUGUUUCACUCUGUUCAUCUGGUCAGAUCGCUCUGUGUCUGUACUAGUGGUGGAUGAAUUUGGCACCCUGAAAAGCUGCCUUUGUGCUGUGUUAAGUGCCUUUGAACAUGUUUAUCAUAAAAAGGGCCCUAUAUAAAUCUGGUAUAAUAACUAUAUUUUUUGGAAAAGUGUUUUCUGUGCAAAAUGAUUUUAUAAAGUGCAAAAUACUGUAGGUUUAUCAAGAAAUGACAAUGCUGUCAGAAGUCUUAAAAGAAGUAUUGGUCAUUGCUGCAAACUAGAUUUUAAGGUACAUGAGGUAGUGAUAUAUAAAUUAAUAUAAAUAUAAAUUAUGGUAGAAAAUUGCUUGUUUUUAUAAUGGGUAUGUCACUAUUGUCCGCCCCAUUAAAAUAUUCUGAUAAUCAGAUCUUAGUCUUCCACUGAAGUUAUCAGUAUCAUUUUUAAUUUCUUCCACAUUUCUCUUAAUAGAAGGUGUUGGUGUAAAUUUAGACCAUUUACUUAAAAUUACAAUUUUCAGCAGUCAGAGAUCAUGUUUCAUACCUUUUCUGUUCAUAUUAACAUUAGCCACAUUUGCUCUCAUCGCUUGUCCCUUCACAAAAAAGAAUCACUGCAAAUUCUUCCUCUGUUAUAAUAUGUUGCUUUGUUUCUUGCAGUGGUAUCUUGAAAUAUAUAUAAUUGAGCUGCACCAUGAGAAAACCAUCAUAGUGCAUUUGCGACCAGCAUGGAUUCAGACCAGCCUGCUUAUCCACGCAGUCUGGUCAGUAUCUAUGCGGGUCCCUUUCAAAGCCUAUUGCAAUUGGAGAAACCGUAAGCUUACAGCAUGCAUCCUGACCAGAAUGCGCUGAUGCGCAGGCUGGUCUGCAUCCAUGCUGGUCGCAAAUACACUAUGUUGGUUUUCUCUUGGUGUGGCUAAUAUAUGUUUGUCAUACUGGUAAUAUGAUAAGUGUCUUAUACUGAAAAGACACUUGAUACAAAUUCUUAUGUUGUUAAUUAAACUUUGAAAAUAAUAUAUCCCAAACAGUGAUUUCACUAAAUAAAAUCAUUGUCAUUCAGAUGCAAAGAAAUUAUAUCCCAAGAGUGAUGAGUUCUUAAUGUACACUGGAAUGAUAAACAGUGAGUGUAUUCAAGAGAAAAGCACCGUUAGGUAUAUGAUCCGUGCCAUGGGAAAACCAACAUAGUGGCAGUCUGGUCAGGAUCCAUGCUGUUCGCUAAUGGUUUCUCUAAUUGCUAUAGGCUAUGAAAGCGAACAGCAUGGAUCCUGACCACAGACUGCGCAGAUGCGCAGGCUGGUCUGGAUCCAUGCUGUUCGCAAAGCCACUACGUUGGUUUUCCCAUGGCGCGGCUCAUAUAUUGAUUCAAACAGAAUGUCCAGGAUUUGAUUUCUGUGCCCUUGAUGACACUGACCAAUAUUUGCAUGUAGUGAGGUUUUCUUUUAAAGUAUGCUGCUUUAACAUCUGAGGCAAUGAUAUAACUGUUGUUGAUGUACAAACAGUGAUUUUAUUGUAUAACAUUACUCUUGCAGUUUAUUAGUCGAUUAGAAAAACAAAACAGAUUGUGUUAAAAUAUAUGUUAAAUAUAUGUACUAAGUGUUAGAAAUCCAACAUUAAAGAAAUUCAUAUUUGAAUGCUGCUGUGUGAAAACCUGCAUUUGGAGUUUUGAGACCCUUAUGGAUGUAGAUUAUCAGCUGAAAGUGCUGAAAUCGAUAAAACAGUCUGGAUGUGGGCAUAAACAAACAGUUUAGAUGCAUACUGAUCUGGAUCACUACUAGUCACAGAACCCUAGUGUUUGUUUUCACACAGCUGUCACAUAGUACUCAUAUAACAUUUGCUUCAAUAUUCAUGAUAAUUUCAUUUUUAGUUGUAUAUUUUUGCUCUGAUUCUUUAUUUUGCAUUGUCACGACCAUCUUGCAAUAUGACAUUUUUAUUAAACUAACCUUUUGUAUGGAAUGGGGAUACUUACUUCAUUUUAAUGGUGACAUGCUUCCAGAAACACAUAUUUUUUUUCUAAAUGCUUGGUUAGGCAGUAAAUGUAUGUAACAUUUACCCUUACCAGGCGGUACACAAUUGAUUCUGCCUUUAGGACCGGCAUUGAUCUUUAUCGGCCUGCACAUCCAUACAGUCUGAUCAAGAUCUGCACUGUUCACAAUUCAGUCAGUAUCUUUUGAUAAGCACAACUUUUUAACAGUUAAUAAUACUGUCCAAAUUGAAAGAUGGACAAUUUCACUAUAGAAAUUUAGCAGGAUAAGGGUUGAAAAAGUGAUAUAAUAAGUUCCAAGUAGCAUUUGUUUGUAAAGAUUCUCCUGUAGCUUGUAAAAUGUAAAGAACAAACAACUCUAAAUCACUAGUAAGGCAACAGAAAUGUGGUAAUAAAUAGAAUGACUGUAGGUCUUCUUUAUGUCAUAGAAAGUUAAAUGAUGCUCAUUUAUGAGUUUUAACAUCAGAUCAGAGAAGUUUUCAGUUUUGAUGUUUAU
Mercenaria mercenaria is the source of this 10170-nucleotide messenger RNA. RefSeq names its product procollagen-lysine,2-oxoglutarate 5-dioxygenase 2-like. Bases 218 to 2548 code for a protein of 776 amino acids. Gene Ontology annotation, biological process: peptidyl-lysine hydroxylation. The record is from RefSeq and is a predicted model, not a curated record. Lineage: Eukaryota; Metazoa; Mollusca; Bivalvia; Venerida; Veneridae. Gene Ontology annotation, cellular component: endoplasmic reticulum. Gene Ontology annotation, molecular function: L-ascorbic acid binding; iron ion binding; procollagen-lysine 5-dioxygenase activity. The transcript is spliced from 20 exons.